Messenger RNA from Meleagris gallopavo (turkey), 1870 nucleotides. RefSeq names its product chromosome 16 C16orf96 homolog (gene C16H16orf96). The record is from RefSeq and is a predicted model, not a curated record. Lineage: Eukaryota; Metazoa; Chordata; Aves; Galliformes; Phasianidae.
AUGGCACUGCAGAACUCAGUGAUGGCUGCAAAGCACGAAGGGAAUACAGCCCUGCAGAUCAGCCCCAAGCAGACUGAUGGAACCAGGCUCCUCCUGCGCGGGCUGCUGGAGCACCUGCGGCUGCAAAAUGCUGCCACGCACCUCUCCGAGGACGAGAAGGGCCUCCUGCAGCCCGAGCUCAGCGCCAGGCCCCCCAUCCUCCUCCAUCCAGGCCAUCCCGGUGGGCCCCUGGGUGUGACGGAGCUGCCGAGCUCUGGGCAGGGACCUGGCACGCCGGCUGCUGACGCGGAGCAGAUGGUGCAGCUGAGGAAGAGGAUAGAGGUGAUUGAGGAGGGGAUGACGAAGGUCACAGACACACUGCAGGAGGUGCUCACCAACACCUGCUCCCUGAAAACCACCAUCCAGGCCUUCCAGGAGGAGCUGCAGCUCCUGAAGGACAGUUUCCAGAAGAUUGGUCUGGAGGAGCUGCGAGAGCAGGUGGUACAGCAGGACAAACACAGCCACCUCCUGCAGAACAUCCUGGGCCAAAUGGCGGAGGUGAGGCAGCAGCUGAGCUCCUUCCCCUGGCAGACCGGAGUGCUGUGCUCGCUCUGCAGGCUGCCUGCUGGUGAGAAGCUCUCCAGCCAGGACCUCAUCCCUGAGUCCUCACAGGAGCCAGCCCUUCAGGCCCCGUGCAGGCUGAGCGGGCUGUUGGAGCAGCAUGAGGGUGUGGAGACCUGCAUCACCUGCAGCAAGAGCACGCUUCAGCAGCACGCUGGCCUGGGGACCUCAGAGGAUGUGGCCAUGGAGAAGAUGCAGGGAGAAGGGUCAGAUUUCGGCAGGGAGGUGCUGAACCAGGUGGGACAGCUGCAGGAGCAGUGCACAAGACUCCAGGAGGCUGCAGAGCAGCUGUGGGGUGACUCCAAGGACAUUCAGAAAGCAGAUGAGACUACACUGGAGACCAAAACAAGCCAGGAUGAGUUGCAAAAUGCCAUGGCCCAGCUGAGCGAGAUGAUGCAGGACUUGCUGCAGAGGAUGUUCCUGCAUGGCCAGGACAGGCAUAAAGCCUCAGAGCUCACCAGACAGAUGAACUCUAAGGCACAGCGACAGCAGACUUGGAGGCUCAGCAAGCAGUGCCACUGUCAGGGACCUUACUUUGACACCAGCAGUGCCAACAGCCUCAGGAGGCACCUCUUUGAUCCCAUGAAGUGCAUCUCCUGUGACAGACCUCUGGCCGCAGCCCCAAGGCCGCCCUUGGUGACAGUCCGGAAGGCCAGCCUGCACCUCCAGUCCCAUCAGGCCAGUGCUGGUGGCUCCAACUGCCUGGCACAGCAGCUGCCAGGGAGGGAGACUGAAGGGCGCAACCAGAUCGGCCAGGGUUCCACAGCUCCCACCAGGCCACCAUCUGCCUCCAGCUCGCUCACUACCAUCUGUCCCUUCAGAGUUCCUGCAGACCUCACCUACAAGAAUGGUCAAGUGGAUAUUUUGGGCAUUGACGGAAUCGUCUACAAGGGCAGGCUAAACUCACAGGCCACCAAUGGGACCGCCACUCGGGGCAGGGACUUCCCAGGCACAAAAUCCCCCCAGCCCUCUGCCCAGCACACUGCAGAGAAGGUUCGCCGCAACCCCAAGUAUGGCAGCCAAUACGUGUCCCCGUACUCGUGUGCUGCUAUGAGGACAAGGAUGGUCUCCUCAGCGGGUCGCUGGCCAGCCUCAGCAAGUGGCAGCAGGAUGGCAGGUGUAUGAGCUGGCUGCGGGUGGUGUGAGUGUACAGCAAGGGGCUUCAGGGAUUGGAGGGGUGGGGGCCACGCUGCCCCAGCCUCUCCGUCCCCUCACAGCCUCUUAUCACAGCAGGGUAACACCAUAUGCCAUAAAUAUCUCUCCUCUGCUG